GAGCUCACAUCCAUCGGAAACUCACAUCCGUCGUGGGAACCAAACGGCAUUCCUACCGUCUCUCUCGCUCUGUCCUCUCGCUCUCGCCAUGGAGACGGCGGGAGGAUCGAAAUGGAGCUUGAUACGUCCCUUCUUGGUGAUCCUCCUCAUCCACUCACUCGCCAUCUACCUAUUCACCCGCGGCUUCCUCCUCACCCGCACCGAGCUUGCCUCCUUCAGCCACUGCUCCGAUCUCACCCACUCCCCUUGCUCCUCGAUCUCCUCCUCUCAUCGCCGCAGCAACUUCACUCCCCCGCCCGACGAAUCACCUGAUGAACUCCAUCGAGAUCGCCGUUGCUGGACGAAGCCGGCUGUCGAUCGCCUUGUUAUCAUCGUGCUCGACGCCCUCAGAUUCGAUUUUGUUGCGCCCAGUACGUUCUUUAAAGAUAAAAAGCCAUGGAUGGACAAAUUACGGGUGUUACAGAAGCUGGCCUCGGCGGAAGGAUCAUCUGCUAGGAUCUUUAAGGCCAUCGCAGACCCACCAACUACAAGCUUGCAACGAUUGAAGGGACUAACUACUGGAGGACUCCCAACAUUCAUCGAUGUUGGUAACAGUUUUGGAGCUCCAGCGAUUGUGGAAGAUAAUCUGAUACAUCAGUUGGUGAGAAAUGGAAAGAGAGUGCUGAUGAUGGGUGAUGAUACCUGGUUGCAGCUGUUUCCUGAUCACUUUAAUACAUCAUAUCCUUACCCUUCCUUUAAUGUUAAAGAUCUUGAUACGGUAGAUAAUGGUGUGAUCGAACACUUGCUUCCAUCAUUGUACAAAGAAGACUGGGAUGUUCUUAUUGCACAUUUCCUUGGUGUGGAUCAUGCGGGGCAUAUAUUUGGUGUUGAUUCUGCACAGAUGAUACAGAAGUUGGAACAAUAUAACAGUAUUCUUGAGGAAGUUGUUGACGUGCUGAAGAGCGAAUCUGGAGCAGGUGGCCUUCAUGAGAACACUUUUCUUACUGUAAUGGGUGAUCAUGGCCAAACCACAAACGGUGAUCAUGGUGGUGGCACAGCAGAAGAGGUUGAAACAUCACUCUUUGCUAUGAGUUUACAGAGUCCUCCAGCUUCUGUUUCUUCUGUUCUUGAUUCAAGUUUUUGCCAUCCUGAUUUGGAUGGUAGAAAGCUAUGCAUUGGCAUCUUCGAACAGCUCGACUUUGCGGUAACUAUUUCAGCACUCCUUGGUAUUCCAUUUCCUUUUGGCAGCAUUGGGCGUGUUGAUCCUGAAAUAUAUGCAUUGAGUGCUCAUACAUGGGAAGGUCGAGGAACAGGUACAAACAAUUGUCAACCAUCAUCCGAUUUGGCAGCAUGGAAGCAAAACUAUGCUAAUGCUCUCUGCAUAAACUCAUGGCAGGUGAAGAGAUAUAUUGAUCUUUAUUCUGCCACAUCAGUUAUUGGGUUGCCUAUUGAGGAUCUAAACCAUGUAUCGGAGUUGUACAGUCAAGCUCAGACUAACUGGUCAGAUACUGUGAGCAGUGGUUACUUACCUAUGGGUACCCCUCACAGGAUUCAGGAUAGGGAAGAGUCACCUUUUCAACAGAAAAUUGAUGCAUAUUCUGACUUCUUAGAGAGUGUUGCCAAGCUUGCUCGAUCAGCUUGGACAGAGUUUGAUGGAACUUUGAUGGGUGUUGGACUCAGUUGUAUGCUUGUUUCUCUUGCCAUUCACCUAUUGGCGAUCAGAAGGCUAAAUAUUCUCUGUAAGCCUUAUCAAAAUGCCCUGAACAUUCUUGGUAAUUAUUUCAGUCUGGUUUCUCCUCUUCUCUUGGUGGCAAUACGGGCAGCCAGUUUUCUGUCAAAUAGUUACAUAUUGGCAGAAGGAAGCGUUGCAAAUUUUCUUUUAGCUACUGCUGGUAUUAUCAGAUUACAGCGUUCGAUCAGGGAAUGGAAGCUUCCGACAGAUGAACUUUUCUUUCUUCUUUUAAGUACCAUUAUUAGAUUUGGAAUAGAAAUUGGGAUGUCAAAGGAAAGCUCUGCUUCGACAUUUUUGUUUACCUUUUCUAAAAAUAUUUUUGGUAUCAAUGAAGGAGAUCCUCUUUUGACAGUUUUGACAGACAUAUUUCCAAUAAUUUUGCUAUUCGUUUUGGCAAUCAUGUUUUACAAGUUCAUUUCUGGCAUAUGUUGUUGGCCACACUUUAGAUAUAUUCUCUAUUUUGGAACCGUAUGUAGCUAUCUGCUCAUAGCAUUACAUUGGGCCUCCGAGAGCAAUUUGAUGCCUAUUUCUUUGUUUGUUCAAUAUACUGGAAGGAACUUUGCACCUCAAGUGGUUUAUGCUAUUGGCUUUGGACUUCUGGUAUUGUCAGUGCUUUCUCGGUUUCUGGACAGUAGUAGGGUAAAGCCAACAGCAAGGAUGACAGUUUUAUCUCUGGCCUUAGUUUCUUCAUGGAGCCCAACUAUCUUGAUUCUACUGGGAAGACAAGGUCCCUUUGCUGUUUUGAUUUUCAUAAGUGGAGCCUGGUUUAUAGUAAAGUCAUGGAGGGAAGGAUGGAUAGAAUCCACAAGAAGAGAUUUGGGAGCCUUCGUCAUUGAUCCUAUACCUGUGAUUCAAUGGAGCUUUCUAGCUGUUUGUUUAUUCUUUUACACUGGUCACUGGUGUACCUUUGAUGGUCUGCGUUAUGGUGCAGCAUUUGUUGGGUUUGAUCAUUUCAAUAUCAUCCGUCAAGGUCUUCUACUUGCAAUAGAUACUUUUGGUGUGUCUCACAUUCUUCCUAUUCUUAGUAUUCCAUUUAUUAUCACAAUCCAGUUGCAGAAUAGUAAGGAAAACUCUGCUGAGGGUAAUACUUUUCUCUACCUGACACAGGUCUUCUUGAUUUAUGGGCUUAUAACAGCUACAACAACUACAUUGACAAUCAUAUGCGUCACAAUUCAAAGAAGACAUCUAAUGGUUUGGGGAUUAUUUGCACCAAAAUAUGUUUUUGAUGCCAUAGGCCUUCUUGUGACAGACGCAUUAAUUUUUAUGGCUUCUCUGUACUAUUACUGACAUGGCAGUGAUGUGUUCUGUAAUGGCAUGAAGACUCAGGCUCAGCAUUUUCCUCCAAAUUUUUUUCUUGGAGAACUAGAUUGAUUACUAAUUUAACCAUUUUUAUUCAGUAGAUAAUUAGAUGAAUUUUGUCAUGGUCCAGUCUUCAUUGGCUGCUCUGAGGCAUAUUGCCUAAUGGUUUCUUAUACAAAGGACAUAAAUCAAUGGAUUAUUGUUUGAUAAAAGGGAAAAAAGUGGCAUGCAUCUUGGAAAUCUCAUAUUGCUUCAGAUCUUUCCUUGGAGCUUGUCAAAUUGUUUAGGUCGUGUUUUUCAUAUUAUGAUAAAUGGCUAUUGAUGAUUUAGUUGAUUUCUUCUUUUACCAAGGGAUGUCAAUGCGGCUAACUUCAGUUGUCGAACAUUGAAGACAAUUUUGGGGCCCAUUUAGUCACUAGAGCAACCUGGCAGGAUAAUGAGAUCCAGGAUAUAGCUAUUUUAUUCCUGAUAAUUUUAUACACUUUAUUUGUGAGAACUGAUUUAUCAUUUUGAAAGAUGAGCAGAUUAGUGUGUGUGACCAUCAUUUGGCAUCUAGUGUACCUGUGACGCUCUAGAUAAUCCAUCAUUUCAGCCUCUGGUAGCUGAUCUCAUAUCAGCUUCGCUAGAUAAGAGUUUAAUGCACCUGAAUACGAUCUGUUAUUAUGUUAAUGAAGAUAUGAGAAGCUAAGGUAUGAAAACCUUGACUGUGGAUGCUCUGUGGUCACUGAGCUUUAAUUUUACCUUUUGAUGCUUUCUAUUCUUGCUUGCUUCCUGUGGUUAUACUCUUAUAUGGAAUACUUAUUUGAUUAUCUGAUGCCUAUUCUCUGUAUUGAGUCUAAAAGCAGCGGAAUGCUUUGGUUUAGAGAGGAGAUAUGCAAAUUAUUCUCCAUAUUCUACUAGGUGGACAAAUUCAUUUACAAUUUUGUUUCAAGAACUCACUGGUGCAUAUGUAACGUCACAUCAAUUGCACAAAUGGUUUCAGUUAAUCAUAGAUGUGCAACAACUAAUAUUUUGUAGAGGCUCUGCUCCAUUUUGUAUCGUCACUAGGAAACCAUUAAUUCUCAGUUUCCUGGAACAAAUUGUUUGUCUUUGGUUGCUUGCAGCAAUAUGUUAGGGAGUUCAGUGGUUAAGGUAGAUCACAUUUCAAUAAAUUAUGAUGUCGUGAUUAUAAAAAAAAUCAGAGUCGUUGAACGCACUUAAUUCAUACCUUGCAAUUUUUGUGUGGUAGUACAUAUAAUUAAUUAUGGUGAAAUGACCUAUUGCAGGAGAAUUCGGCUUGACUUCGUCGUCCUACCUGCGAGCAUUUUAUUACCUUCAAUAGAUCUUUUACCUCUUACAUCAAUCAUUCUUGCCUCUUGUUAAAAGAAAAAAAAAAGUUUAUCAUGCUUCUCACUUGCAUAUUGCUUCUGAAUAUGUUUCUAUCCUAGUUACUCCUGUGCAUAAACUGAUGUCAUAGCUGCUUUAGAUCAGCAUGUAACGUGGUCUGGGUAUUUAAUAGUUGUUGAAUAGUCUGUGGUUUAGCCUUUGUAUGCUGACUUAAAUGAGUAGAAGCAUUUUGAACUGACCUGUUUUAAGAUGCACAUGAUUUGGGGACCUUGUGGAACAAUAUAUUGUAGAAACAAGAGCACCAGCAUGACCAUGGAAAGCACGCAAAAGAUUCUAAUCAUAUUGUUCAUCAAAGGUGCGUCAUGUUUAGUUUGAAGAAUUUUACCUGUCUACAGAAGACCUCUCAUCUUUCAAGACCCCAUUCCCAUAUUUUAUUGACGGCAUAUUAGAACGAGAACAUUUUGUUUCCUUGGUUGCGUAUUGUCCAUGUCUUUGCUUAGUAUUUAUUAUGUCAAAGCCCGUCGCAAUUUUUUGCCCUCACAAUAAUGGAACCAUACAGCAGAAACUGUGGAGCCGACUUCCAGAGUUGUUUCUCGUCAAUGAAUCACUAAACUCACAUAAACAGGGUUGCCGUCUCUUCCCCAGCAUACUCUGGGCCACAAGAAGGUCCUGUGCUCGUAAUGCACCCGGAAGGAAGGUAAAGUCUUAUUCUGAUGUGCAUCUUCCACCAGCAUAUGCAGAUGGUUGAGGUGAAGCCUUCACAGCUUUUUCUUCCAGUAUUCCUGUUCAUGGGGCCUCGCAUCGAUAUUUCGUGAGCCCUCUGUUGCUGCUUUCGAGUCAAAUCAGGUGGCCAAUCUAAAUUUCCUUGUUGUACCUGCUCCCCUCUUUUUUGUCAGGCUAAAGAAUCUGACAGGGAAUUGGGCACUCGUUGAGCUCGCAGGAAGACAAAAAGAGGAGCAGAUCUUUCGAGGCAGACUUCCUUCUCCUUCGUCAAUUUGGUCUUUGCUUCUCUUUUGAUUAUGAGCCUUUAUGCAACUUACUGCCUGCCAGCUUCAUCAUCACACAAUCGCUGUUCAAUUGAUUUCCUCAACAUAGUGACAAAGAGAACAAAUGUCAGCCUCGGUAGACUAUCGAGCCACUCUCCAACUUCUACACGCAACCAGGAAGCGCCUCCUUUUAUGGCACUUUCUUCAUGAACAUGUAUCUUCUCAUACUCAAGUAUAUAUGAUUUGUCUCGUUUAAUA
Messenger RNA from Musa acuminata AAA Group (dessert banana), 5580 nucleotides. RefSeq lists its product as uncharacterized. The transcript has 22 exons. The record is from RefSeq and is a predicted model, not a curated record. Gene Ontology annotation, biological process: GPI anchor biosynthetic process. Gene Ontology annotation, cellular component: endoplasmic reticulum membrane. Gene Ontology annotation, molecular function: mannose-ethanolamine phosphotransferase activity. The coding region runs from base 89 to 2998 and encodes 969 amino acids. Lineage: Eukaryota; Viridiplantae; Streptophyta; Magnoliopsida; Zingiberales; Musaceae.